AUGGAUAACGUUCAGGUUGCUAUGUUUUCAACAAACUAUACAAACAUCAACCCUGCUGAAAUGACCGUUGAUGCAGCCUACGCGGUGGUUGAGACUACUGGUGUAUUCCCAAUCGGAGAAACUGUAAUUGAAUACAUCUUUGUCGACUCUGCCUCGCCAACAUCAAAUGAAGCUACAUGCUAUAUUACAUUACAAAUUGAAGAUGAAGAAAACCCCGAAAUUGUAGUUUGUCCAAUGGAUAUAACAGUUAACACUACCAGCGGACAACCGGUUGCUGUUAACGUUACAUGGACAGAACCGACUGCUACUGAUAAUUCUAAACAAACACCAGAACCAGAGUCAGACUACACCUCAGGUGACAAUAUGUUUCUGAUUGGUCACACAACAGUGCAGUACAAUGUAUCAGAUUCAAGUGGUAACUUCAAUGAUAGGUGUAAUUUUACGGUUAAUGUUGAAGACAAAGAGCUACCAGCUCCUAGUUGUCCAUCACUAGUUACUGGUAUUACUGAUGAGGGAAAACCAAAUGGCACCGUAAACUACAAUAUUACCGUAAUGGAUAACGUUCAGGUUGCUAUGUUUUCAACAAACUAUACAAACAUCAACCCUGCUGAAAUGACCAUUGAUGCAGCCUACGCGGUGGUUGAGACUACUGGUGUAUUCCCAAUCGGAGAAACUGUAAUUGAAUACAUCUUUGUCGACUCUGCCUCGCCAGCAUCAAAUGAAGCUACAUGCUAUAUUACAUUACAAAUUGAAGAUGAAGAAAUGCCCGAAAUUGUAGAUUGUCCAAAGGAUAUAACAGUUAACACUACCAGCGGACAACCGGUUGCUGUUAACGUUACAUGGACAGAACCGACUGCUACUGAUAACUCUAAACAAACACCAGAACCAGAGUCAGACUACACCUCAGUGCAGUACAAUGUAUCAGAUUCAAGUGGUAACUUCAAUGAUAGGUGUAAUUUUACGGUUACUGUUGAAGACAAAGAACUACCCGUUCCUAGUUGUCCAUCACUUGUUACUGGUGUUACCGAUGAGGGAAAACCAAAUGGCACCGUAAACUACAAUAUUACCGUUAUGGAUAACGUUCAGGUUGCUAUGUUUUCAACAAACUAUACAAACAUCGACCCUGCUGCAAUGACCAUUGAUGCAGCUCACGCUGUGGUUGAGACUACUGGUGUAUUCCCAAUCGGACAAACUGUAAUUGAAUACAUCUUUGUCGACUCUGCGUCGCCAACAUCAAAUGAAGCUACAUGCUAUAUUACAUUACAAAUUGAAGAUGAAGAAAAGCCCGAAAUUUUAGAUUGUCCAAUGGAUAUAACAGUUAACACUACCAGCGGACAACCAGUUGCUGUUAAUGUUACAUGGACAGAACCGACUGCUACUGAUAACUCUAAACAAACACCAGAACCAGAGUCAGACUACACCUCAGGUGACAAUAUGUUUCUGAUUGGUCACACAACAGUGCAGUACAAUGUAUCAGAUUCAAGUGGUAACUUCAAUGAUAGGUGUAAUUUUACGGUUACUGUUGAAGGUACUACAAUGAACUACCCGUUCCUAGUUGUCCAUCACUAG
This is a messenger RNA of Anneissia japonica, 1569 nucleotides long. RefSeq names its product hyalin-like. Lineage: Eukaryota; Metazoa; Echinodermata; Crinoidea; Comatulida; Comatulidae. Bases 1 to 1569 code for a protein of 522 amino acids. The record is from RefSeq and is a predicted model, not a curated record. The transcript has 8 exons.